This is a messenger RNA of Symbiodinium sp. CCMP2592, 360 nucleotides long. The record is from the annotation of a GenBank genome assembly. Lineage: Eukaryota; Dinophyceae; Suessiales; Symbiodiniaceae.
AUGGACAUCAACUCCCCGGCUGGUUUCGGGUUAGCAAUCUGGCUAAUCCUACAAGGCCGGCCAAAUGCAUUCUUCUGCCUCUUGGCGCCGGUCUGCAGCUCGUGGGUGCUAACCAACACCGGCACGAGCCAAAGGUCCAUUGCCUUUGCCGAAGGGAACAGUAACCUAGCUUACGUUCGUGCGGCCAACCAGAUGACAUCUCGGACCGUACUGUUGGCAGUGCUCAUUACCGCUUUGGGGGGAACUUUCAUGAUAGAGCAGCCUGGCAGUUCCCUGAUGCGAUAUUACUUCCGCAUGCAAUGGCUAUUUCGUCAACUGCCGGCCUCAUGGCUGUUUUACUAUGUUGGACGCUUUGUAUAG